Messenger RNA from Sarcophilus harrisii (Tasmanian devil), 9746 nucleotides. RefSeq names its product transient receptor potential cation channel subfamily C member 5 (gene TRPC5). The transcript has 11 exons. NCBI's taxonomy places the organism in Eukaryota, Metazoa, Chordata, Mammalia, Dasyuromorphia, Dasyuridae. Gene Ontology annotation, biological process: regulation of cytosolic calcium ion concentration; manganese ion transport; calcium ion transmembrane transport. The coding region runs from base 110 to 3121 and encodes 1003 amino acids. Gene Ontology annotation, cellular component: cation channel complex; membrane. The record is from RefSeq and is a predicted model, not a curated record. Gene Ontology annotation, molecular function: store-operated calcium channel activity; protein binding; inositol 1,4,5 trisphosphate binding.
AAUCCUGGGAGCACAGAAAUCCUGCCAUCCUAGGAAUCAGGAGUACUGAAAAACAAAGGCCCUCCUUCCCCAAGAACAGCCCUUAAAGGUGUUCAUGCCAUUAUGAACCAUGGCUCAACUUUACUACAAAAAGGUGAACUACUCGCCCUACCGGGACCGCAUCCCACUGCAGAUCGUGCGGGCAGAGGCGGAGCUGUCCGCGGAGGAGAAGGCCUUCCUCAGCGCCGUGGAGAAAGGCGACUACGCCAGCGUCAAGCAGGUCCUGCACGAGGCAGAAAUCUACUACAACGUGAACAUCAAUUGCAUGGACCCCCUGGGCCGCAGUGCCCUGCUCAUUGCCAUUGAAAAUGAGAACCUGGAGAUCAUGGAGCUGCUGCUGAACCACAGCGUCUACGUGGGCGACGCCCUGCUCUACGCCAUCCGCAAGGAGGUGGUCGGGGCCGUGGAGCUGCUGCUCAGCUACCGAAAGCCCAGCGGAGAGAAACAGGUCCCCACUCUGAUGAUGGACGCCCAGUUCUCCGAGUUCACCCCAGACAUCACGCCCAUCAUGCUGGCCGCCCACACCAACAACUAUGAGAUCAUCAAGCUGCUUGUCCAACGCCGGGUCACCAUCCCCCGGCCCCACCAGAUUCGCUGCAAUUGCGUGGAGUGCGUGUCCAGCUCGGAGGUGGACAGCCUGCGGCACUCUCGCUCGCGCCUCAAUAUCUACAAGGCCCUGGCCAGCCCCUCGCUCAUCGCCCUGUCCAGCGAGGAUCCCAUCCUGACGGCCUUCCGCCUCGGAUGGGAGCUCAAGGAGCUCAGCAAGGUGGAGAAUGAGUUUAAGGCCGAGUACGAGGAGCUCUCCCAGCAAUGCAAGCGCUUUGCCAAGGACCUCCUGGACCAGGCUCGGAGCUCCCGCGAGUUGGAGAUCAUCCUGAACCACCGGGAUGACCACACCGAGGACCUCGACCCCCAGAAGUGCCAUGACCUGGCCAAGCUGAAGGUCGCAAUCAAGUAUCACCAGAAAGAGUUUGUUGCUCAGCCGAACUGUCAGCAGCUGCUGGCCACACUGUGGUACGAUGGCUUCCCAGGCUGGCGGCGGAGACACUGGGGAGUCAAGAUGCUGACCUGCAUCACCAUCGGCCUCCUGUUCCCCAUGCUGUCUAUAGCUUAUCUGGUGGCCCCUAGGAGCAACCUUGGGCUCUUCAUCAAAAAACCAUUUAUCAAGUUCAUCUGCCACACGGCCUCCUAUCUGACCUUCCUCUUCAUGCUGCUUCUGGCCUCCCAGCACAUCGUCAGGACGGACCUGCACGUGCAGGGGCCGCCGCCCACCGUGGUGGAGUGGAUGAUACUGCCCUGGGUUCUAGGUUUCAUUUGGGGAGAAAUUAAGGAGAUGUGGGAUGGCGGCUUCAAUGAGUACAUCCACGACUGGUGGAACCUGAUGGAUUUUGCCAUGAACUCCCUCUACCUGGCGACAAUCUCAUUGAAAAUCGUGGCCUACGUCAAGUACAACGGUUCUCGUCCCAGGGAGGAAUGGGAAAUGUGGCACCCGACUCUGAUAGCCGAAGCCCUCUUCGCCAUCUCCAACAUCCUGAGCUCCCUGCGCCUGAUAUCCCUGUUCACGGCCAACUCUCACCUGGGGCCUUUGCAGAUCUCCUUGGGCCGCAUGUUGCUCGAUAUUCUCAAGUUCCUCUUCAUCUACUGCCUGGUCCUGCUGGCCUUUGCCAAUGGACUGAACCAGCUGUACUUUUACUAUGAGACCAGAGCCUCCGACGAGCCCGACAACUGCAAGGGGAUCCGCUGUGAGAAACAGAACAAUGCCUUCUCCACGCUUUUUGAAACCCUUCAGUCACUCUUCUGGUCGGUGUUUGGACUUCUGAAUCUCUAUGUCACCAACGUCAAAGCCAGGCACGAGUUCACUGAAUUUGUGGGGGCGACCAUGUUUGGGACGUACAAUGUCAUCUCCCUGGUGGUGCUGCUGAACAUGCUCAUCGCCAUGAUGAACAACUCCUACCAGCUCAUUGCAGAUCAUGCAGACAUUGAGUGGAAAUUUGCCCGAACCAAGCUCUGGAUGAGUUACUUUGAUGAAGGGGCCACCUUACCACCUCCCUUCAAUAUCAUCCCAAGCCCCAAGUCCUUCUGCUACCUGGGCCAGUGGUUCCACAGGCACUUUUACGCCAACAGGGGCUCGGCAAAUAAUGGAAGGAAGCAUGGCAACCUGAAAAUGUUCACUGAACGCCAUGCUGACAGCUUGAUUCAAAAUCAGAAUUACCAGGAAGUGAUACGGAAUUUGGUGAAGAGAUACGUCGCAGCCAUGAUCAGAAGCUCCAAAACAAAUGAUGGACUGACAGAAGAAAACUUUAAGGAGCUAAAGCAGGACAUCUCCAGCUUUCGUUACGAGGUGCUCGACCUCUUGGGUAAUCGCAAACCCCAACGAAGGAGCUUUUCCACGAGCAGCACCGAAAUCUCCCAGAAGGAUGAUGCUAACGACGGUAGUGGGGGGGAAAAGGCCAAAUCCAAAAGCGUCUCUUUCAACCUAACUGGCAAAAAAAGGGACCACGGCUCCUCGGCCCCAGCCAAGUCGGCGUCCAAGACAAGUAGCGGGGGUGCGACUGCUGCCCCCACUCCUCAGGUUAAGCCAAAAACUGGUGGGUCAAGUAAGCACUCCUUUAUGAGCAACCCACUUCAGAAACUAUCAAGCUCCAAGAAAGAGUCUUUCAAGAGACUGGGUCUCUUGUUCUCCAAGAUGAACGGGCAUCUGGCCGAGCCCAGCGCGGAGCCGAUGUACACGAUUUCUGACGGAAUCGUUCAGCCCCGCUACACGUGGCAAGACAGCAGAUAUUCCCAUAUGGAUCCAGAGAGGGGAGAAGCUAGCUGUUCGAGAAGCGAGAGUAACCUGUCAGAGGCGGACUUUGGUGGGGGUGCGUGUGCCCCCAGCACCAGCACAAGGGCCUCUGGGCAGAGCAGCGAAUGCCCUCUCGCAUCCUCCAGUUCUCUCCACUGUGCAUCCAGCAUCUGCACAUCCAACUCCAAACUGAUCGACUCCACCGAGGAUGUGUUCGACUCGUGGGGGGAGGCUUGUGACUUGCUUAUGAACCGAUGGAAGGAUGGACAGGAAGAACAUGUUACAACGCGACUCUGAGCUAAGCCCACUACCCCGCUGUAGAACUGGGCAGGCUGUUUGUCUCUCUUGGCUAGAGAAGGUGGGGUGGGGGAGGGGGCUCUGAAUCAUAGCUCCCUCGAUGCCCUUAGAACCCACAUGACACUCCCACCCUGUGGCUUUCAUUAUUGCUUCAAUGUUUGGUGAACUGAUUUUGUUUUUGCCAUUUUCUACGUAUAGAUGCUGAUCUCAUCUUUGCUACCUAAAGGGUUCCCCGGGAAGCCCCAGAGCUUAGGGGUCACAUCUGUACUUGCAAACUCUUUGCUCUGCUUUUCCUGUCCCGUGUCCUCUAGGCCCCUUCCCACCUCUCCUGUCUUCUUCCCUCUACCACCAAAAAACAAACAAAAAAAAAAAAGAAAGAAAGAAAACAAGUCCCAGUGCAGAGGCGUUUCUGAGCACAGUCCCACUAGCCCCAAUUGAGGCCGACUCUGAACCUGCCCUUGCUGCUGUCCAGUAUCGCCCAGAGCCAACUGUCAUCGGAAAAAGAUCUCGUCCAAGUCUGAUGGAGCAUCCGUGUCCCUUUAAUUGACUGUUUUCUGAAAACAACAGAAAAAAAGCCAGCAACAUCAUCAGCAGAGCGCAUACUUGGGGAUCCCAGGCCAGGCAACUGCAGCUCAGAUGAGAACAAACAAAAGGUCCAGAUGCAGAAGACCACCCAGAUCCAGAACCAAAGGCCACUAGUGUGUUGGGAACCCUAAGGAUUUGCUUUCAGAGUCUCCACCAAAUCCGGGAGGGUGGGGGGAGGGAGAGGCCCAGAUCCAAGUACACGUGUACUAGAACAGCAGCUCCCUCCAAAUCCAAUUAACAAAUGCUCUGCCAAUGACCCUGGCUUCAGUAUCAGUAGCAAAGUUUCCAACAUCCUAGACAUGGUGCUCUGAAGGGCAAAUUUAUUCUAAGCAACAGAUCCCAGGAUUUUCUUUCCCAUUCUGUUUGAUGGUACAAAUCCCCAUCUAUGAGCCCCUGUAGCCAAGGCUUUGGAAGAGAACGGCCUCCUUGUAGCCAACUUUGGCUGGGGUUGUGCCGGAUCUCACUCCGUUUUUUCCAAGGGGGCUGUGUGGCUGGAUCAGUAGCAGGAAGGUCCAAGCCUAGAGUCCCUUGACAACUGUUCAGUCAGAUUGCUGUUUGUGCACAGUUGGGAGCUUUCUUUCUAACCCUGAGGCCUUAUAUGUGGGCAAACAUUAACUAGGCCAGGGAAAUGGUAGAUCUUAAGACAUAGCAAGUGCUUUGACUUCAAUACCCCUGCUUUGCAUGGCCACCUCCCUCACCGACUCCUGGUCUGCUUGGAACUUGGGAGCAUGAAGCACUAAGGGUCAAUUUUUUUUCCCAGGAACUACAUUCUAAUGAGCUAGAGCAGUCACCAUCACCAAUCCAGCUGGAUUUUGUCUUAUCUUGUCCGCAAGUAUAGAGGCCCAUCACAAAACAUAGGGCCAAAAUCUAUUUUAGAUCCAGAUGUUAACACAAAAGCAUAUUCUGUUCCCCACUAUUAAAUCAUCAGAACACGGCUAUAUAGACAUUUCAUUAACUUUCCUUGAACAUUGCAGAGGAGCUUAAUUCAACUUCCUGCCUAUCUCUUCUCUGACCCCAAAUUUGGCUUAAACUCAUUAUCACGACAAGAUACCUGGCUGGCGAGCUUUAUUAACCCUCAGUAAUGGGCACAGAAAGACCUGCCCAGAUAGCUUUGCCAGAUGCGUGCGAGAGAGACAGAGAGAAGUGUGUUGUUCCGAUUCAAUAAGCAUCUCUUUAGCACCUGUAUGACAGUGUACUUAGGUACCAGAGACAGGCCAGGAACAGGAACUGGACUGGAGAUUUCCCUGGCAAAGGAAGCUCCCUCCACAAGUCAAUAUAUAUAUAUAUAUAUCUCAGAGGUAGGCCCUGAAGGCAGGUCUUCCUGUUUUCAAGGCAGUAGGGGAGAAGAUAACACAAAGCAGUCCCUGCCCUCAAGGAGCAUGUAUUCUACACUGACUGGAGUCAUUCUUGGCAUUUCAACUCCAUGUCACUACUAAGCUGGAAAAUCUCCAAAGAAACUCCUGAAUGAGGUCCACAGAGGCACUUGUUGGGUGAGGACCCUCCCCAAGUCGCAACCAUUGUUCUGAGAGAACAACAGGAGGUGCAGAAUUCCAAGCACAAAUGCAUCAUCUUCAAGAAGGCCCCCCACUUAGCUCCCCACUUCUAACUGCAACCUAUCUCAGACUUUUUGAAGCCAGGUGCAUUCAUUUGGCUGCCACUUUAUCUCAAUGGGGAGGUGGGAACAAAUCUAAGACAACAGUACACCAAGGACUCUACUGUGCCAUGCCAUUGGGGGGGACCUCUGCUACACCAACUCCAUAUGAGCGUCACAUGAACACCCCGAGCGCAAGAACUCAGCCCAACCACAUACCCCUGGUAUUUCAACACUAAUUGUAGGGGAAAACUUAGGCACUCCCCUGUGUCAUUUAGAUCUCCAUCUGUUCUACCAAUCCAAUCUAGUCCAAUCCAAUGAGUAUUUACUAAGCUCCUUCUAUGGGCAAGGGACAGUGCUGAGCAUUGGUGACGCAAAGACAAGAUGGCGGCAUCCCUGGCCUCUAAAGAGCUCACAUUUCACUAAACUGGGUUCCAAGACCUGGAAGCGUGACCUAUUCCAAGUAUUGGGACUGUGCACAUUCCACAAGUAUUCUAAGGCCCCACAGGCUCCAACUAGAGCCCUGGUGGACCUGAGGCAGCCAAUGAGACCGGUCAAUGGCUCCACAUGCAUACAUCCGCCUUCUGUGACCACAAUACUAGAAUGAGUUCUAUGUUCCCAUUCCCCACUUUGCUGAUGUAGAAGCUAUCAUUUAGUGCUCCACUGUUGGCUUCAGCACAGACAUUGCCUCAACUGUAUCCCCAGUAGCCCAUUUAUUCUUUUCCUACCCAAGUGGCUUAUGCGUUGCUUUGUUUUUUUGUGGGACCAUUUUGUCCACGUGGCAUACCCCCCCACACCCAAACCUACUCUCUAACAUUUUGGUUCCUCAGUCCCUUUCCCUGAUCGCUGAGGUUUUUUUUGUGGAGAGAGGUGAGAGAGGAAGAAUGACCUUCCUCUGGAAAGAAGCAGCUUCAAAGUCCUCAUCAAAAUGGGUACAUGCACAUGACUGUCACGAACUUUAGAUCUAUCAAGGUUAGAAAUUGUUGGUUUUAUGAAAGAAAAAAGAACAGAAACAAAGCACUCAAGUUAGAAGCAAAGGAUCUUACCUGUAAAAAAGAAACCUGCUAACUUUCAACACACGUUCAUGGAUAACCCUAGUAUGAGUUGUACAGCUGUACCCGCCUACUUGAGGUGUGGCUGCAUGUGCUAACCCAGGGCCUAGGAUUGCUACAAUGGAGAGUGCUGCAAAGGGAGGCAUUCAUCCACAGCCAGUCCUUGAGCUCCGCUUCCAGUUUAUUCCUGCCUUCUCCCAACAGUUUGGGGUCUUUGCCCUUUCUGUAUUCUUUCUGCCUCAAUUCAUAUUCCACUUUCUUCUCCUAACAGUGUAGUGUACAUUUGUGUGUAUGUGUGUGUGGCACUUGAGAGCCACAUACAUAUUAAAAUUUUGAAUAUUGAAAUAUAAAGUGAAAUGGGUUAGCCUCAUGGCCCAGAAGUCUGAAGCAGACCGCCCAUUGUGGAGUGAAUGAGUGGUAGCAAUUUGGGGGAAAGCCCCCAGCUCGGCCUGCACGUGAUGAAUGUCUUUGUCUGAAUGGAUGUAAUAGCCAUGCGGUUUCACAUGGCCAAAUGGCUCUGCUGACUCAGCAGAAGUAAAGAGAAGUAUGGCUUUUCUCCCCGCAUUGAUCCGAGAUGCACCUUACUCUAGGCUCAGCAAAGCGCACAGCACGGUUCCCAGACUAAAGCGUCUCACUCUCCAGACCAAGGCACGGCAAACCCUCUAUAAGCACACAGUUAAAAUGUUGAGCCUUCGCAAGUCAUCAGUCUCAACUGGCUGAACUUUGUCAUCAAUGGAGCACUCGGAAAGACAGGGACAAGGGCACUACUGUGCAAAGAAGUCUGCAUCUUUAGACAAAAACUUUUAGAGAUUAUGAACAAUUUGAGGGAGGGCUCUUUUCCUCCUUCAGGAAGAAGCCAGGGAUGUUGCAAUAUAAACUUAAGCUGAUAAUCAGGUCAAAAUGACUGCUUAUUUCAAACCGGAUGAAAGGUCAGACCAAACGUGGGCCGGGUUUCAGAUAAUGGCCAAGGUGAGCUCUUGCUGUUGGCACAACCACAUUACUUGUUGCAGUAUCAUGUUGUGUCAGAUGCCAUUGGAAAUCCAGCCCUUCUCGGGGGCUAGUUCUCUAGAUAUUAAGGUUUGGGUAUUAUUGAUUAGAAGAAUCUCAGAAGAAAAAGCUAGGCUUUGGUUAGUGCUCCCCUUGGGGGGAAAAGGGAGGCACUAAAGAAAUGGAGGCCCAAGAAAUGUUUCUAAAAGUUAAGGCUCCAGAAAGUUAUUAUAUUUUUCAAUCCAGCAUUCAAAAUCCAUUUCUACUUCAUAAAUUAUGCAUUAAUAUGGCUUUGUUCUCUACAGCAAGAGCUACCCAAGAACAUAGCAGCUACCAACUAGGAGGUAUCUAUCCCUCUUCCCUAAUUGCAUUUGUGCUCCUACUUCCAAGGCUCCAUGCAUAGUAGGCACUUAAUAAAUGUUCCAACUAGGUCUGGAUUCCCCUUUGGUUGUGACCCUCCCAGUCCGGAGCAGACUGCUGGGAUUGGAAAUCUCCACCUUGAUUUUUGAAAACAAGCAAAUGUCAUUGUGAGACGUUUGGUGGAUAAAAUGGGGAGAGUAGACAGAGAGUUUGGGUCCAAAAGGAGGUAUGGCUAGCAGGUAACAAAGCUGUUCUUCUUGGGGGUGCUCUGCAAGUCAUCGCCAAAAAGCCACGAUGCUUCAGAGGAUUGCAAAUCACCAAGAGCUCUGUAUUCCUCAAGAUCCUGUUUAAGGUUGCUCUUUAAACACACAACUAAACAUUAUACACAGGGAUUAGUUUGCCCCUGUGCUGAUCAGACUCAUGGAAAUCCUUGGGAACCACCUAGAUCAUAGGCAGGGUGAAGAGAUAAAGUCAAGUGGAGGCUCAGGGCAAAAUGAAAUGAGAAUUAUUGGGAGAGAACUGAUGAGUUCCCAAAUCAGGAAACUGAAGCGCAGAAAGAAGAGACCAGUCCAAAGUAGGAAUCGGAACCCUCUUUACACUACACCACGUUGCCUCCAUUUAUAGUAUUGGUGACCAAAAACACGACCCCUCCCCUCAGUAUUUUGUUUUUUUGCUUUUGUUUCUUGUUCAAAAAUUUAAAAAAAGAAAGAACAGAACAAAAGAACUUAAAACCAGCAGUAGCAUUCAAAUAGGUAGCUAAUAGCCAAUCCCUGCCCCGGAGUCUCUUUCUUCAAGAAUUCUCCAAAUGGGUUUGGAAAUGCUUUCUCCUCUUUCAAUAGGACGAUAUUUUUCAUCCUCUAUGAGGCUAAUUUUCCAGUCAGGAAGAACAAGAGAAGGGAAAAGAACAGCUAGGCUGUAGUUUCAAAGGCUGUCUUUCAAAUUGCUGCCCAGAGAAAGACCAGGAUUCAGAAGGUUCUCAGCAGACUGGUCCAACCUAGACUCUUGCUGGAAUCACUAAGGCUAAAAUUUUACUCAUUGUGAUCUCAGAGAUGCCCAAAGAGCCGAUACAAGAACUGAUCCAGUAGGACUUGCCACAGAACACUGGAACUAGUUUUCCAACAGCCCCUAGAGAAGAAGUUUGGCUUGGGCAGAUCCAGAGAAGGUCCCGAUUGCCUUACAGCAUGGCUAGUCAGUCUGUUGCAGCCUCAUAGUGAUGUUCACCAGCAGCUUUUGGUGCUUAGUGGGCUCUGCUUGAGCAAACCAGCCUGGCUGAGAGGAGCCCAAGGGAUAGUGACAUCAGGUGCCACCCCCUCCUCCCCCAACUCCAGCUAAAGGGAAGGGGGGAUUGAAAUUGAUGAAACCUUGCUUCAACCAAUAGGGAUGCCAUCUUGUCCCUCUCAAGGCCCAACCCCACACCCUCACCCACAUACUCCAGUGUGUGGAAGGGUUUUUGAAAUUGACACCCCUGACAAAUCUGACUCUCCAGACAGAGCUGACCCCAGGGUUGUCAAAUCGGGAUUUAGGUGUUCCAGAUUUGGGGGUCGAGUUUUAUUGAUCUGUAUGUUCAUAUCGUGCGGCCUGGGAAAGGGAGGAAAAGAGGCAAGGUUUCAUUCAUUAAGAAUUCCCUUUUCCCAUUCUAGCUGUCUCAGUUUCACGGGCACAUAUAGAAAGCCUGUCUGCAUGAACCUUAAGGUAAAACCUUAGCUCCCGAGCCCAAUGAUGAGGGAGUGGUUGGGCACGUUCAUCUUAACGACAGCUUGGCAUCAUGGGCUACUCCUUGAAAAUCAACAUGUCUCUUUGAAUAACUGUCACUUUCGUUUCAGUAUACUUCCUGUAAACAGUGCAAAGUUACCGUCAUCUUUAAAUAUAAGUGUGAACAAGAUGAAAUCUCGUAAAAGAAAAUUGUUUAUUUUGUGUGUAUUUUUGGAUUUGUCGUAAACCAAAACGUGAAGCAGCUACUUCCCCCAUUUGGAUGCCAAGUGUUCCAUCCCUUCCUUUUCCGAUGUAAGCAUUCAUAGCUGCCUAUUGAUAAUAAACAUUCAUGAAUGGA